CAUAUGACGUUGACGUAACGUGACAGCACACCAGAACAACAUAAAUAAUGUUAAUAUAUCUUUAUUUAUUAUUAUAGAAUAGAAGACAAUAUUAUCAAUUAGUUUGAAUAAUAGAUAUUCUGUGGGUUUGGUCUAAGGUGAACCGUUAGAAGUUUUAUUGCUUUCAGCUAAAAUGUCUGAAUAUGAUGCAUACAAACCUGGAAAACUGAGGCUGAAAGGAGAAAAAUCAAAAUCAAAGAAAAGAAAACACAAAUCUAAACACCAAAGUGAAGAAAAACCCCAAAUAGAUUCCGAUUCGAUAAAGCACGGCAACUGGUGGAAAAUCUCUAAGAUUGAAGAUAUUACCGGCGCUGUUGCCAUUGAAUUUGGCUCACAUGUUUAUGUUAAAGCUUUAGACAAUGGGCUAUUUACAUUGGGAGCACCACACAAUGAAGGAGAGGGACCAUCACCUGAAGAAAUUUUGACUGGGGUUUAUAUCAGUGAGAGAAAAGUAGCUUUCAAGUCCGGGUACGAUAAAUAUUUAAGAGUUGACAAAAGUGGUAUAGUGACAGGAAGGUCUGAUGCUAUUGGACCUAUGGAACAAUGGGAACUAGUAUUAGAGGAUGGUAAAAUGGCUUUACUUGGAUGGAACGAAUGCUUUGUUUCUGCUGAUGAUGAAGAUUCGAUCAUAGCCAAAAGUAAAAGAGCCGGAUCUGAGCAAUUUUUGACCAUAAGAUCACAUACCUUCAAGGAAGUUAACAAUUUAAAAGAUGUUCCAGAAGAGGAACAGGCGAAUCUUAAACAAAUUGAGAUAAAUUAUGUGAAGAAAUUUCAGAAGUUUCAAGAUAAACGUCUCAGACUGUGCAGUGAGGCUAAGAAAGACUUAAAAAAGGCAAAACAAGAUGGGUACUUGCAUGAAGCAUUACUGGACAGAAGAAGCAAAAUGAAAGCGGAUCGGUAUUGCAAAUAAUAAUGGGUUACCCAAUAAAAGAAACAAAUUUACAAGUUUAAACAA
Messenger RNA from Anthonomus grandis grandis, 994 nucleotides. RefSeq names its product protein FRG1 (gene FRG1). The coding region runs from base 173 to 949 and encodes 258 amino acids. The record is from RefSeq and is a predicted model, not a curated record. Gene Ontology annotation, cellular component: nucleolus; catalytic step 2 spliceosome; striated muscle dense body. Lineage: Eukaryota; Metazoa; Arthropoda; Insecta; Coleoptera; Curculionidae. The transcript has 6 exons. Gene Ontology annotation, molecular function: actin filament binding.